Molecule: messenger RNA, 2953 nt
Organism: Physella acuta
Lineage: Eukaryota; Metazoa; Mollusca; Gastropoda; Physidae
Product: serine palmitoyltransferase 2
Biological process (GO): sphingosine biosynthetic process; ceramide biosynthetic process
Cellular component (GO): serine palmitoyltransferase complex
Molecular function (GO): pyridoxal phosphate binding; serine C-palmitoyltransferase activity
Source: RefSeq, a predicted model, not a curated record
AUCAUUGCAUUCCUUCAAGAUGGCUACAGAGUUGGGCGAUACGCCUAAACCAAAUGACCCCGUUGAACCAAACGGGAAAAAAAACUUACAGGUGUAUGAAAGUAGCCACAAAAAUGGGCUCACGAAUGGAAUAAAAGAACAUGAUAAAAAAAGAGCGCAAAAUCAUGUCUCAAAAUGGCAAGAUGAUUUUUAUGAGUCUUUUGAAGAGACCCCACUGCUGGUUGCCAUUCUGACAUAUUUGGGCUAUGCACUCCUUGUUGUCAUUGGGCAGAUUCGUGAUCUGAUGAGAGCGUAUGGAAUUGAGAAAGACAAAAGCUGCACAGAACCAAAGCUUGAGGGCUUUGUGCCGCUAUUCUUGAGCUGGGAGAGCUUUUAUACAAGAAACUUGUAUAGACGCGCCCGCGACUGUUGGAACCGCCCCAUUUCUAGCUGUGCUGGGGGUCGCAUCGAUGUCAUGGAGAGAGUUUCUCCUGACUUUGGAUGGAACUUUGAAUUGACUGGGAAGAAAUUAAAUGUGAUGAAUUUUGGCUCGUAUAAUUAUUUGGGUUUUGCUGAAAACAAUGGCCCCUGUGCUGAUGCUGUACAUGAAACUACAAACUCUUACGGUGUUGGGGUGUGUGCCAGUCGACAAGAAAUGGGUUACUUGGAUGUCCACCGUGAGCUGGAUGAACUAGUGGCAGAGUAUCUGGGCGUAGAGGCAGCCAUCACAGUCCCCAUGGGUUUUGCUACCAACUCUAUGAACAUGCCAUCUCUAGUUAGCAAGGGAAGCCUGAUUCUCAGUGAUGAACUCAACCACGCCUCCCUCAUCCUGGGCUCAAGACUCUCUGGGGCACUCAUUAGAACUUACAAACACAAUGAUAUGGCUGAUCUGGAGAGGAAACUUAGGGAUGCUGUGUGUGAAGGCCAGCCAAGAACUCACAGGCCCUGGAAAAAAAUUCUCAUUGUUGUGGAAGGUGUUUACAGCAUGGAAGGCUCAAUAGUUCGUUUACCUGAUGUCCUGCGCCUAAAGAAAAAAUACAAAGCCUAUGUCUACUUAGACGAGGCACACAGUAUUGGAGCUAUGGGCCCUCAUGGGAAAGGUGUUGUGGACUAUUUUGGUCUUGACCCACAUGAUGUGGACAUCAUGAUGGGAACAUUUACAAAAAGUUUUGGAUCUGCUGGAGGAUAUAUUGGUGGUUCUAAGAGCCUCAUCAACCACCUGCGAUGCCACUCUCACAGUUUUAUCUACUCCACUGCCAUGUCACCACCUGUAGCCAAGCAGAUCAUUAGUUGUAUGAGGAUUAUCAUGGGAAAAGAUGGGACUAAGGAAGGUAUGAAGAGGAUCAGACAACUGGCAUGGAACACACGCUACUUCAGGAGACACCUACAUAACAGGGGCUACAUUAUAUAUGGAAACAAGGACUCCCCUGUUGUCCCUCUACUUUUGUACAUGCCCUCUAAAGUCGCCAUGUUCAGUAGAGAAACACUGAGGAGAGGGAUGGCCACUGUGGUCGUGGGGUUCCCUGCCACACCUCUUAUAGAGACCAGAGCCAGGUUCUGCCUCUCUGCUGCACACACCAAGGAAAUGCUAGAUGAGGCUAUUAAAAUUAUUGACGAUGUUGGUGACCUGCUCAGAUUGAGAUACUCCAGUUUACCAGCCCCGGAUUUCUCAGAGGAUGGAAUCCAGUUGAUAGAGGAGGCUUAGCAACUAAACUUUGCUCAGGAUUUUGCUCAAGUUUAAAGUCAAAUAUGUUUUAUGUGAUGCUGAAUUAAAAAAAAAAUACAUUGAAAAAUUUGUUUAAAAUACUCUUUUGAAAGAUCUGUUAGGUAUUACAUUUUUUGUUUAAGUAUUUUGGGUUUAAUGUUGACAGUCACUGUUUUGAGAUUGUUACCUUUUUAAAAAAAAAAUCUAUUUUGUAUUGUGUAAGGUUGAUGUGAAAGUUUGUACUCAGAAAUUAAACUUCAAAUCAAAUUUCCUGUGGUAGUCCAUGUAAACAUUUUAGACUAGCUGAUAUAAGUGAUAGUUUUAAAAUCACAUUAUUUUAUAAUAGAAGUAUAUUUUGUAAUACAUACGUGUGUGAAUAUCUAUUUUUUAAUACACCAUUCUCAAGGAAUUUUAUAAGGCUUUUCGUUGUUUUGUAAAUUAUCAAAAUAAAACAAAUAUGUAUACAUAGCAUAACUAUCCAGGUUAAAGCCCAUACCAUUUAUUUUUAAAGUUCUAAGAUACCCUUGCAUUAAAUGAAUAUUUAGGAAUUAAAAACUCAUUUUUACAAAGCUUUUUACAAGUUGAUCAAUUUUUACAUUCCUAAAGUAACUAUUACAUUUUAUAACAGUAAUUUUUUUUUUUAAAGAAAGAAAAAGUGUUUAAAAAUCUUAAAUAAUGUCAUAUUAAAAAACUUGCAGUAAUGUUUAUAGUAGAAUUGAGUUUGAACAUUUUGCUAUUAUGUUUACAUAUUUAUUACCAUAAUUUAUUUCUUUUUUUACUUUUUUAAAUUGAGUUGUACAACUAAAUCAUUUGAAUAUAUUUAUCUGCUUUGUUUACUAUGCACUAUAAAGUUAUUUUAUAUUUCUAAAAACAUACUUUUGCUUGUUGGUUUCCAUAAAGGAGAAAGUUGUUACAAUCUUACAAUGGAUGCAGCAGAUAACAGGUUUUACAGUAAGAUGCUGUGUGCAAGUGUAUUAAAAUCUAGUAGAUGGUUCCCAGAAAGUGCAGUUUUCCAUUGCGUAUCUUUCCUGUGACCCCAGUAUGAUCCACCUACUACUAAACACAACAAACUGGCCAUAACCUUUAAGUUUAGCAGCUUUAAAUGUUAUUUUUUUCAACUGAUAAGGCAGGAAUUAUUUUUUUAAUGGAUCUUAUUUGCAGCUACCACAGGUUGUCUUUCAGCUUUCUCUGUAUGAAGUCCAAGCUAACAGCCUAGUCUAGCUAGGACAGAUUUUAUGGGUUCCAAAAUAAAGCAAUUUAAAAACUUAA